Molecule: messenger RNA, 1224 nt
Organism: Cladophialophora carrionii CBS 160.54
Lineage: Eukaryota; Fungi; Ascomycota; Eurotiomycetes; Chaetothyriales; Herpotrichiellaceae
Exons: 1
Coding region: 1-1224 (407 amino acids)
Cellular component (GO): endoplasmic reticulum
Molecular function (GO): misfolded protein binding; protein-folding chaperone binding
Source: RefSeq, a predicted model, not a curated record
AUGACCUCCCAAAACCACUAUGCAGUGCUAGGCGUCUUGCGCUCUGCGGCACACGCAGAGAUCAAGACCGCGUAUAAUCGUCUCGUCUUGAAAGCUCACCCAGACAAGGGCGGCUCACAGUCGGACUUUAUCAAGAUUCAAGCAGCGUGGGAAGUCCUGAGAGAUACAUCAGCGCGGGCGGAAUUUGACAGAAAGAACCCGCACGCAACUGGUGUACCGGGACAGCCUCAAUCAUCCAGAGGUAAGUCCACUCGCGGCUCCGAGUUCCGCAGUGGUGCACGUAAGUCAUCACCCGAUAGCUGGCACUCUCAUCCCGCAGGCGGAAACUCCAUGUCCAGCACAUAUUCCAAUUCCAAUAGAUGGAGUGGAUAUCGUGAGUCUGCGGGUGGAAACGCUUAUAACCAUUAUCACGGCUUCUCCGCCAAAGAUACAGACGAUGGUAUCCCAGACCAAAGAUCACGAUCGACGAAACCGAGACCGAAGCCAGAGGACGCAUCAACCAAGAACCACCAUACUCAUUGGAAUGAGGCGCCUCCGCCCAAGGAUACCCCUAUGGCAGAUGCGCCAGACGAGCCAAAGCCGGAAAGACCGUCACACGAGAGAACGCACGCGAGACCAGAAACACGCCAUCCCCACGCAAGAGGCAGACGGAGAAGCCCCAGCCCUGCCCCUGACCAUUAUCGCGGCAGAUGGUCCCCUCCGCCCGCAGCGCCUACAGAAAUGGACAUCAAGCCUAUCCAAGAUCUCGCCGACAAGGCAGCUCGAACUCUCAAUAGCUACAAAGAGCUCUUGGAGGUGGUUCGCUCCCGCACAAAUUCCCACCCCCUUACUAAACUGAGCGAGGAGAUGCAUACGAAGCUCCGACACGUCCAAAGCUGUCUGUGCACGCGCGAGCUGAAGAUCAAGCUCCGUGUCUACGCCAUUAUGAACUACAACGCUGAGGUGCGAGCACUCCAGCCCGUCACACCGUUGGAAUCCUUCUACCCGUCUCUCAUAGAGACGGUGCUAGGCACAGACGUGGACAUUGUAUCGGAUCUGAAUCAUGCCAUGGGACGCGUGCUUCGCGACACGGCCGAGAUGCUGCGAAUGAAGCAGGUGCUCGAGUCCAAGGGUAUGAAGCUCACCGACGAUGAGAAGACAGUCAGGAAUUCGAGGGGCUCUAUCGACGCGUUGGACCGGUUGUUGACCAAGAUCCUCACUAGUUCAUUCGCCACUGUGGCUUGA